AUGACUUCUUCGAAGAAAUUGCCAAUAGUAGUUUUAUUUUUCGGCAACCUACUAACCUACAUGAACAGAUUUGCGAUAACCGGCGUACUGGGAGACCUAGAGUUGCACCUCGAGUUAAAAGAAGAUGAUAUUGGUUUGAUGCAAACAUUUUACAUUGUGGUGAUGAUAUUCGGAUCCCCUCCUAUCGGAUACUUCGGCGACAAGUUCAGCAAGAAAUGGGUGCUAACAAGCACGACUCUGCUAUGGAUUAUAACGUCUGCAGUGGCUUCAUUUGUGUGUCACUCAUUUUGGAUUUUUGUGUCUCUAAGAGCGUUAUCAGGAGUUGGCGAAGCGGGGUUCAUAGCUGUGGCUCCUGCUUUGAUAAGCGACUACUAUGAUGUACCGGAUAGGCACAAGAUGUUGGCGAUAUUCUACUUGGCGUAUCCUUUCGGAGCUGGUCUGGGUUACAUCGUUGGGGGUGAGGCGGCAAAUAAGUUCGGGAAUUGGAGAUGGGGGAUGAGGAUUGUACCGUGCUUCGGCGUUCUUAUACUCGUAAUGUUGUGUUUCUUGAAGAACAACCAGAUUAAAGUGAAGACCGCACUUCCCUCGAACUGGAGGCAUAAUUUGGGGAUGAUUCUAAAGAAUAAAACCUUCAUGUUGACCAUGGUUGGAUGCACUUGCAUGGCAUACAUUGCUGGACCAUCGGGGUGGUGGACGCCUAAAAUAAUAUCUCUAGGACUACAAUUGCAGCAGAAAGCAGCCCAUACCACCAAGUACUCGUUGGUAGUUUUUGGGAUGUUGGUUAUACUAUCUGGUAUAUUGGGCAUAUUAUUUGGUUACAUACUCAGCAAAUAUCUAGGAGCUAAGUUUGUACGUGCAGACCCUAUAAUGUGUGGUGUUGGUAUGUUGAUGUCAGCGCCUUUCAUAGCUUCCUCAUUCUACCUGGUCCUCUAUAGCACCACGCUGUGCUACCUUAUGGGCUUCAUGGGCUUCACUAUGUUAAACUUACAGCCAGCUGUGGUAAGCAGUAUUAUUUUAUCAGUUAUUUCUCCAAAUAAUAGAGGGUUGGCUCAAGGCGUUCUCCUCUUUUUCUGCCACACUUUCGGAGACUGCAUAAGUCCGUAUAUUUUCGGCCUGACCACCCAAUAUUUUCGACUGUUGUUCGAAAUAAAAGGCGAAUUUACUUACAUCAACCAAUUUAAUGGAUUUCUGUGCUCGAUUUUUAUGCUUUGCAUGGUUGACGUAUUGGGAGGUGUAAUGUUUUUUAUUUGCUCGUUGUAUAUUAAACAGGAUAGAGAGCAAGUUAAUAUUGACCAAAUAAAAGCUCCACAAGAAGUAACUAUAAAGGAAAACAAAGUAGAAGAAGACAUUCUACAUUUAACAUAA
Messenger RNA from Brassicogethes aeneus, 1365 nucleotides. Lineage: Eukaryota; Metazoa; Arthropoda; Insecta; Coleoptera; Nitidulidae. The record is from the annotation of a GenBank genome assembly.